UAAAACAAGAGUAAAUUAUCUGGAAAACGUCAGAUAAAAAGUGAACUUCAUAGCCGAGUGUUGCCAGUUGAUGACAGUUAUUUUACUGUUUGACAAAUGGUAGCAAGUUUAUUUUAAUUUUUACUGGUGAUCCGUCGACUUAUUGCGCCAUUGAUGGAGAUUAAAACGAUCAUCAAUGUUUGCGAGUCUUGAUUAUCUAUUGAGGUCGAGGAUGGGUAAUUGUAUGUGUGGUCGUGAAACGCUUACCAUCAAUAACAGAAGAUUCUACUUCAGGAAUCGACUAGGAGAAGGGGGGUUCAGUUAUGUGGAUUUGGUUGAGGAUGCCAGAAGCCACAAGGACUACGCUUUGAAGCGGAUAACGUGCCAUUCUAAAGAAGAAGAGCGUGUGGCAGCACGGGAAGUGGAGCUAAUGAAGCGAUUCAAACAUCCAAAUAUCGUCCCUCUGGUGGAGUCCGCUAACAUCAAAGUGAACCAGUACUCCAAGACACUAGAUAUCCUUAGUGAAGUCUUGAUAGUAAUGCCUUAUUACAGUAGAGGUUCUGUUCAAGACCAUAUUGAGAAGUUAAGUAAACGGUCUGAGAAGAUCCCAGAAGAUCAGAUUUGGACCAUGUUCCUAGGAAUCUGUCAAGCGGUGAAAGAGUUUCACAGUCAGAAUCCUCCAUAUGCUCACAGAGACAUUAAACCAGCUAAUGUGAUGAUUGCUGACGAUGGAUCACCCAUUUUAAUGGAUCUGGGUUCUGCAGAUUUAGCCAGAGUGGAUGUUUCUUCUGCUAAAAUAUCCAGACAGUUACAGGAUGAGGCAGCAGAGAGGUGUUCCAUGUUUUAUCGAGCUCCUGAACUCUUUAAUGUUGAAACAGGAUCCACUGUUGAUGAAAGGACAGACAUCUGGUCCUUGGGAUGUUUGUUAUAUGCCCUGACUUUCCUAGAAUCCCCUUUUGAUAAAAUAUAUGCCCAGGGUGGCAGUAUAGCUCUAGCUACACAGAGUGAAAAUAUUAAAUUUCCUGAAAAUUCAGGAUAUACCAGUGCAAUACAUGAAUUAAUUCUUAGACUUAUGAAAGUGAAUGUAGCCGAGAGACCAUUUAUUGACAAUGUGAUAGAAAUAGUGGAAGCUAACUACAGAAAAUCCCAAAACCAGGUCUGACCAAUGAGAACUGAGGAUUGCCAAACCAAAUCUUACCAAUAUGAAAAGGCCAUGUAUGUGGACAUUU
Molecule: messenger RNA, 1208 nt
Organism: Saccostrea cuccullata (small rock oyster)
Lineage: Eukaryota; Metazoa; Mollusca; Bivalvia; Ostreida; Ostreidae
Product: serine/threonine-protein kinase 16-like
Exons: 7
Coding region: 176-1141 (321 amino acids)
Biological process (GO): protein phosphorylation
Cellular component (GO): cytoplasm; Golgi apparatus
Molecular function (GO): ATP binding; protein serine/threonine kinase activity
Source: RefSeq, a predicted model, not a curated record